GGUUUUUGACUUGCUGUCAGGCUUUUCACACCAAUCAGAGUCAUUACACUAGAUUUUCAAAGUAAUAGCUCAAACAAGUGGCAAACGGAGGUCCAAAACCCAGAAUGUUGGGCAACCUUCAGCUGCCGAGGUAAUGUUAGAAAGCAUGUCUGGUGCCACUGCAAGUCAGGAUAUGGAUGCUGGCUCUUCCUUUCAAGCUUCCUCCGAGGUUUCAGAUGGCGAAUGUUCUUUUGCUGGCGUAAUGCAGCAUGUGUGCGCAGUUAAAAAGAAGAACUACACGGAUCCUGAGAUGGAGGUUUUGGUUGAUGAGAUUAUUGCAAAUUACCGAACACUCUUCCCGGCCAAAAGUGACAAAUGCCCAAUGGUCGUUAGAUCAGCGGCGUGGAAUAAUAUAAUGAUGAAAGUAAAUUCUGUAGGAGUGGCCAAGAGAACCGUCCCCGAGUUAAAGAAAAAAUGGUCAGACAUGAAGAAAAAAGUAAAAGCCAAGAUGGCUGCCAUUUCAAGAUAUGCCCGCCAGACAGGAGGUGGUCCAUCUUGUCCUGAGAAAUUAUCUGAGGAAAAAGUAGGCUCCACUUGUCGAAGAGAGCAAGUCGAAGGAUUUGGCUUGGCGGAUGUCUGCAUGCAGGCUCUAACCACAAGUGAGUUUAUGGUUUUCGGGUUUAAUUAAAAGUUGAAUAGUACUAUUAUAAGCUGACAUUCGGCCCAGACCUUUUCUCUCCCCAUUUAAAAUUAUAAUCGCAAAUUUGCCCAUAGCAACCAACCAGCUUGAUUAAUUGGGAAUGCAAAAGACCACUUCAAUAUGCAAGAAGUUUUCCCAAAGGUUAUUAUGGUC
Messenger RNA from Hyla sarda, 832 nucleotides. Its product is annotated as nuclear apoptosis-inducing factor 1-like. Gene Ontology annotation, cellular component: nucleus. NCBI's taxonomy places the organism in Eukaryota, Metazoa, Chordata, Amphibia, Anura, Hylidae. The coding region runs from base 134 to 667 and encodes 177 amino acids. The transcript has 2 exons. The record is from RefSeq and is a predicted model, not a curated record.